AUGUACAUAACGAAUCUGGUCCUGAAGUGGAUUCGCGACAGGGGCGGAGUAGAUGUGAUUUUUGAGAUGAACAAGACAAAGGCUGGAAUGCUGUACGAUGUCAUUGAUAGCUUCGAUGGGUUUUAUACCUGUCCUGUAGAUAAAAAAUGCGCCAGUUAUAUGAAAUCUGUUUCUGUAUCCAAGGAGGAAAUGAGGCUUUAG
Molecule: messenger RNA, 201 nt
Organism: Cooperia oncophora
Lineage: Eukaryota; Metazoa; Nematoda; Chromadorea; Rhabditida; Trichostrongylidae
Source: the annotation of a GenBank genome assembly